Molecule: messenger RNA, 3453 nt
Organism: Hypoxylon trugodes
Lineage: Eukaryota; Fungi; Ascomycota; Sordariomycetes; Xylariales; Hypoxylaceae
Exons: 2
Coding region: 223-2928 (901 amino acids)
Biological process (GO): nitrate assimilation; nitric oxide biosynthetic process
Molecular function (GO): nitrate reductase (NADPH) activity; heme binding; molybdopterin cofactor binding
Source: RefSeq, a predicted model, not a curated record
CACAUCUUUUGAACAUGCAUUAUUUACUUCAUCCCAGCUAGGACCACGUUAUUUUCCCUUGCCUCACCUCUUUCCUUACUGGUUCCCUUUUCUUUUUUCUCCCCUUUUAUAGGAUCCUCUGCAGCUAGGAGAAUUUCUCUUACGUGUAUGUUCUGCGUGCAUGGUCACACAUAUUCCACCGUUGGUGACAGUGACUCGAAAAUCAUCCCCUAAUUCCGAACAAUGGGUAUUCAAAGUCCACCCAUCAGCCUCCCGCCGCCUCCCACCGUACAUUCGUUUCAGUAUCCUCCGACACCCCCAGGAACGGAGAGUAAUUCGAGGAGAGAAUCAAGAACAGGUAGUGAAUUCGAAAUUGAAAGCUCGAUAAGCGACGCCGAUGAAUCGAAAUUCAAAGGUCCCCGGAUGUACCCUCUUCCACCAAGAAGUAAACCCGACAACAAGGUAUUAGCGGAGGACCUUAAGACUCCAGACAGCCAUGUUGUCAGGGAUCCCCGCCUUAUUCGUCUUACUGGCGUCCAUCCUUUCAACGUUGAGGCGCCUUUGAGCGAGCUUUUUGACGAGGGGUUUUUAACAACCAAGGAUCUCCAUUAUGUUCGCAAUCAUGGACCAGUGCCUCUAGUAGAAGAUUCCGAGGUUAUGGAUUGGGAAUUCAUAAUAGAGGGCAUGGUAGACAAUCCCAUCAAACUAACCCUAGCACAACUCCUCCGCGAAUAUGAACAAGUAACGUAUCCGAUCACCCUUGUCUGCGCCGGCAACCGAAGAAAGGAACAAAAUAUCGUCAGGAAAACUAAAGGAUUCUCAUGGGGAGCAGCAGGUCUGUCGACGGCGCUAUGGACCGGGGUUGUCAUUGGGGACCUAUUGAGAGCAGCCAGGCCAAAGAGAGGUGCGAAGUACGUGUGCUUUGAAGGUGCCGAUAAGUUACCUAACGGCUACUAUGGGACCUCCGUCAAAUUGAACUGGGCCAUGGAUCCCAAUCGGGGGAUCAUGGUUGCUCAUAGAAUGAAUGGCGAGGAGCUCACUCCCGACCACGGGAAGCCUCUUCGGGUUGUCGUACCGGGACAAAUAGGUGGUCGGAGUGUGAAGUGGUUGAAGAGGAUAAUUGUUACGGCGGCACCUAGCGAUAACUGGUAUCAUAUCUACGAUAACAGGGUGUUACCAACUACUAUUACGCCUGAGAUGAGCGCUGAUAUGCCGGAUACGUGGAAGGACGAGCGCUAUGCCAUUUACGACCUCAACACGAACAGUGCUAUCUGUUAUCCAGCUCAUGACGAAACACUUGCGCUAACACAAACUAUCGAAAGCUACCGGGUUCGUGGAUAUGCCUAUGCUGGAGGUGGUAAGAGAGUAACGAGAGUUGAGGUAACUCUUGACAAAGGAAAAUCAUGGAUGCUUGCCAAUGUGUCAUACCCAGAAGACGAAUAUCGACUUGCACCCGAAGGAGCAGAGUUCGGCGGUGGGCGGCUAGAUGUUUCUUGGAGAGAGACAUGUUUCUGCUGGUGCUUCUGGGACCUCGAUAUUCCCAUACCGCAACUGCAAGCAGCGGAUGACAUCCUAGUACGAGCCAUGGACGAGUCCAUGAUGGUACAACCGCGAGAUAUGUAUUGGAGCGUCCUUGGAAUGAUGAAUAACCCUUGGUUUAGGGUCGUUAUUCACAAAGAGGGCCAUAUGCUGCGAUUCGAACACCCAACUCUACCGGCUUUGAAGCCCGGCGGAUGGAUGGAACGGGUUAAAAAGGCCGGUGGGAAUAUCUCUAAUGGGUAUUGGGGAGAAAAGUUAUCCCGCGAAAAAGAGGACGUCAUCGAAGAAGAGCCAGCGAAAGAGAUUUGCAUGAUCAACAAGAAUAUCAGUCGGAAAAUCGCUCUUGAGGAGUUGAAGAAACACGAUGGUGAUGCUGAGCCGUGGUUUGUAGUCAACGGAGAAGUUUACGACGGAACGAAAUUCUUGGAAGGGCAUCCGGGUGGAGCGGCGUCAAUUGUCGGCGCUGCCGGACAAGAUGCUAGCGAGGAGUUCCUUGCUAUCCACAGCGAAAAUGCCAAGGCGAUGUUAGUGGAUUAUCACAUCGGCUCUCUCGACGAAGCCUCGCAAGCCACCCUAGCCAACGGAGACGUGGAAGAAGCCAAGUCCUCGACACCGCGAAAAACAUUCCUUCAAUCCAAAACUUGGACGAAAGCUAUUAUGUCUGCCAAGGACAAGAUUUCAGAUGACACGAAAAUCUUUACCUUUGACCUCGAACACGCCGACCAGACUUCUGGACUCCCCAUCGGCCAACAUUUGAUGAUACGGCUACGCGAUCCCGUCACGCGCGAAGCCAUUAUACGUUCAUAUACUCCUUUGUCAGAGAGCGCGGAGAAAGGAAAACUGCGUGUGCUCAUAAAAAUAUACUACGAUAAACCUGGAAGGAAAGGUGGAAAGAUGACCCAAGCACUGGAUGCAAUCCCUGUCGGUCACUUCGUCGACUUCAAAGGCCCAGUGGGCAAGUUUGAAUAUCUAGGUCGGGGCUUAUGUACGAUCUCCGGCCAAGAGCGGAGAGUUAAGCGUUUCAUUAUGAUCUGUGGCGGCUCCGGGAUUACCCCGAUAUUCCAGGUUCUCCGAGCCGUAUUGACAGAUCGCGAAGACUCUACUUCAUGCUUGGUCAUUGACGGUAAUCGCAUCGAACAGGAUAUCCUCUGUAAAGAGGAUCUUGAUAAGAUGGCCAUCAACAAUACCCACAAAUGUCGCCUGCUAUAUACUCUGAGUCAAGCUGGACAAUCAUGGACUGGUCUUAGGGGUCGUAUGGACCAGGAACUCCUCCAAAAGGAAAUUGGGCCUUGUCGUAAUAACAACGGUGAAGACUUGGUCCUCAUUUGUGGACCUGAACCUCUCGAGAAGAGCGUCCAUACCAUAUUGAAUACUAUGGGCUGGAAGGAUGAGAAUCUGCUGUUCUUCUAAGUGCUCCGUGUUACAAGUAUCGAGAUACCAUUUUUUAUAUGGAAUAGCUAUGCACAUACUAUAGACGGCAUGAUAUGGGGUGCUAUUCAUAUAUACGUAGGGAGAUUAUACUUGCGAGAAGUAUAUAUAAACGAUACCCAGGUGCUCAGCGCAUAUGUUGCAUGUUCUGUAGAACAUUCUUAACAAUACCAGCUCGUGGGCAUAUUGCUAGUUAUUGAAAUAAGAUAUCUGAAGGCCCUAUGGAUACUUGCGAUAGUGUACUAGAGUAUUUGUAUAUACUUAAGCGAAAGGACAAGACAAGGUAGUCGUGAUUGGAUACCGAUCGUGUCAAUAUAGAGGAAUAAGUAUAUGCUUAACAUUCCGCGAAUCUACCGACUAGAGACCGUGGCGCUGAUUUAAAUAUCGCAACGGAGGGGUCGGCGUUAUGCUUCUAUACACGUUUACAAUGAGAACUCGAGCACGACAAAUAUACAACUCCCGCUUGGAUAGGCCUUCUGUCUAGGAAUCCGCUAUCCACCUAUAUAU